This is a messenger RNA of Paramecium tetraurelia, 785 nucleotides long. RefSeq lists its product as uncharacterized. Lineage: Eukaryota; Ciliophora; Oligohymenophorea; Peniculida; Parameciidae. Gene Ontology annotation, cellular component: vacuolar membrane. The transcript has 5 exons. Gene Ontology annotation, molecular function: L-cystine transmembrane transporter activity. The record is from RefSeq and is a predicted model, not a curated record. Gene Ontology annotation, biological process: L-cystine transport.
AUGUCAUUUCUAUAAAUACUUAGCGACAUAAUAGGAUGGACCUACUUUGCUGCUUGGAGUAUCAGUUUUUAUCCGUAAAUCUAUGAAAAUUGGAAAUUGAAAAAUGUGAAUGGAUUGAGUGUUGAUUAUGUGGGUUUGAACAUAACAGGAUAUAUCUGUUUAUGCAUUUACAGUACAGCCGGAUAUCUUGAUUAAUCUUUGGAGGUUGGAACAAUUCACCCUGAGGACUUGGCAUUCGCAUAUCAUGGCUUAUUGUGCACAAUCAUAAUAAUAGGCCAGAUGAUCUUUUAUCCUUUAGGAGACAAUAAAUUAUCAAUUUACAUUAUAGCCGUCUUGGUAUUCCUAUGGACCCUUACACCAAUCUAUUUCCUAUUGACACAAACAUUCGAUGUGUUCCAUGUAUCUGUUAGUUACAAUGCAUAUAGAAUGAUUGGUUAUGACAAAUUGCUGAUAAGCUUUAUCAAGUAUAUUCCAUAAGUAUACUGGAAUUACAAAAGGAAGAAAACACUAGGUUGGAACAUUUGGGUAAGUCUAUUGGAUAUAACAGGUGGACUGUUAUCUGUUCUGUAAACUAUAAUGGAUCAAUUUAUUUAAGAUGUAAACAACGAGAUAAACCCAGUCAAAUUUGCAUUGGGGUUGCUGACAAUUGGUUUUGAUUCGAUUUUGAUCUUCUAACAUUAUUUUCUAUAUCCACCAAAGAAGGAAACUUAGGUUAUGGAUUAUGUCACAAUGAAGGAUAAUGGAAUAGAUGAUAUAUGAUAAAUACUAGAUUAUACACAUUAUAA